Messenger RNA from Pleurotus ostreatus (oyster mushroom), 363 nucleotides. Its product is annotated as CSN-associated deubiquitinating enzyme Ubp12. Gene Ontology annotation, biological process: protein deubiquitination. The record is from RefSeq and is a predicted model, not a curated record. NCBI's taxonomy places the organism in Eukaryota, Fungi, Basidiomycota, Agaricomycetes, Agaricales, Pleurotaceae. Gene Ontology annotation, molecular function: cysteine-type deubiquitinase activity. The coding region runs from base 1 to 363 and encodes 120 amino acids. The transcript is spliced from 2 exons.
AUGUACGGGCAGCAUUGGUACGACAGUGCACUGAGGAGUCUGGGACGAACGGGGCUGUCCGUGAUGGUGACGAGUUUUACUGCGAGAUUGUUUGGCGGAGUUACGAAGGAGGAGAGGCUCAGCGCAAACGAUCUGUGCCUUCGAUGCAAGAAACACCCACAGGCGACGAAGCAGUUCGAUCUCUGGAGCGCACCCGACGUGCUCGUCGUGCACCUCAAGCGGUUUGGCAGCAGCCGUGCAUUGCCCGACAAGAUCGACGUGUUCAUCUAUUUCCCCGUUACUGGUCUCGACCUAGGCGAUGUCGUAGGAGAGAGGAGAGUGGCGAGGGACUUGAAGGCGAAGGGGGUUGAUGUGGAGGCUUGA